GACUGCUGUAGUGCUGCCAACCUGUUUAGUGUUGGUUGGAAAAUUGCGCGUAGUUUUAAGACCGUAAAAAAACCAUCCACAAAAUACAUUAAAAAACCUCCCAUGUGCGUUAGUUUGUGCUUUUAUCAUACAAAAUUAACAAGAUUUAGAGAUGCCUUUUGUAUAAUUUGAAUAGUAGAAACUGGCAUACUUUAACCCCUUAUACCGUUUUAAGCUACAGCUGAGCAUAUGGCCUGCAGUCGGAAAUCAAAAAGCGCAUGGACUCAUCUUUUCUGCCGUAAACACAAGUGCCAAGGAUGGCGAAAGUGUGCCGAGUGUGCCUGGAUUCAUAACUGAGUACCACCUGAAAAGACAUACCACCAGUCACAAGAACAACCAGACGGCCGAAAUGAGCAAAAUAAAGCCUCUUGGAAGUAAGAACACGUAGUACCGAAAAAUUCGUAGUACCGCUGAACUUUUGUGUCCGCAAUGCUAUAAAUGUUUUGACUCACAGUACAAGCUCGAAUUUCACAUUAAUAAGACGUGCCAUAAAUGUCCCCAGUGCUCACGCUUUUAUGUAAACGAACGUAGCCUAAGAAGACAUCAACAAAAGCACAUGCCACUGGCAGCCUUAGAGUGCACGCGCUCAUUCCCGAACAUGAAUAAGGCGAUGAAGCACCGUGUCAAGCACAGCGGCGUUGGCCUGUUUAAAUGCCAAGAAUGCAAUGCGGAAUUCAUCGACAUCCUUUAUAUGCAGAUCCACAGUAAAGAGCACUCUAAUGAACAUGGUCAAAGCAGUCUAUUGAGACAUACCAAGGACGACAUUCCAAUGGCAGCCUUAGAGUACACGCGUUGCCCGCACUCAUUUCCGAACAUGGAUGAGGUGAUGAAGCACCGUGUCAAACACAGCGACGUUGGCAUGUUUAAAUGCCAAGAAUGCAAUGCAGAAUUCAUCGAAAUACUUUAUCUGCAGAUCCACAGUAAAGAGCACGCUGGUGAGCAAGGCCAACUGGAGCGUAGCCAAGGAGGUACGCCCCCUAGUGCCACGAAACAGAUCGACUCGGACUCCGAGGAGAUUGAUUGUGAAAUGCUCUCCUGCAGUGACAGUCCACCAUUGGUAAAGAUGAUGAAGCUCACUGACCCCGAACCUGCUAUAUCAAACCCCACGAAGAAGGACUGCACGACCGAAUCCUUGCCAAAAAAACGGAAUAUUACGUGUCAGGAGUGCGGUAUGAAAUUUACGUUUAAAAACAACCUGACUAGGCAUAUGCGUGCUCACACUGGCGAGCGUCCCUUCGAGUGCACGUAUUGCGAGAAGAAAUAUACGCGCAAGAUUCACCUAGAUGAGCACACUCGUAUUCACACUGGCGAACGUCCUUACGAUUGCUUGACUUGCGGCAAGAAAUUUAUUCGCAAGUAUUCUCUGGUUAUGCACAUUCGGGCCCACACUGGCGAAGGACUUUUCGAUUGCUCGCAGUGCGACAAAAAAUAUAGAGAUAAUUACGCGCUAAAGCACCAUUUUCGUAAUAUUCACAGUGGCGAACGUCUUUACGAGAAACAUAAGCAAGGGUGCUCCAAAAAGAAGGAGAAAAGGCUUUGACGAAAGUUCUUAACUGGAGAUACGCGAAAAAGGCGUCGAACAACAACAAUAUGCCUGAUUGUGUCCGAUUUCUAUUGCAUCUUUAAUUUUAUGUUUGUCAAGCUUUUUGCUGGUUAAUGAUGAAAUGACAUUUAUUUAGAAAACACUUAAGAACUUGUUAUAUUAUUGAAUAAUUCUUUUGUUACGCUUAUAUUUCCUGUUUUUGUUAAAUAUUCUUACAAAACAUAAUCUAUAUGCUUUACAUUAUAAUACUCAUAUGGAAAUAUUAAAUAAGGCUUAAGUCCCAAUUGUUCCUCAACAUGGCGCGAAUUGUGCAACAUUUGCAUACCCUGUGGAAAUGGAUAUUAUAGAAUUGAGAAAAUGUUUGUCAUCUCAGGCUCCAUUAUAUGCAGAAACUAGUCAGUCUCUGUUUUAACGGUA
Messenger RNA from Drosophila miranda, 1999 nucleotides. Its product is annotated as zinc finger protein 420-like. The record is from RefSeq and is a predicted model, not a curated record. NCBI's taxonomy places the organism in Eukaryota, Metazoa, Arthropoda, Insecta, Diptera, Drosophilidae. The transcript has 4 exons. The coding region runs from base 596 to 1579 and encodes 327 amino acids.